CCAUGAUCCUUCUCUUUUGCUUGCUUGCUAGCUUGCUUGCGUUGAGCUGCUCGACACUUCCUCUAUCCGGCAACCAUGACGACCCGGCUGAAGAAGAACCGCAAGAAGAGAGGCCAUGUCAGUGCCGGGCAUGGACGUGUUGGCAAGCACCGCAAGCAUCCUGGAGGUCGCGGUAACGCUGGUGGUUUGCACCACCACCGCAUCCUCUUCGACAAGUACCAUCCAGGGUACUUCGGCAAGGUCGGUAUGCGGUACUUCCACAAGACUAUGAACAAGUUCCACUGCCCAAUUGUCAACGUGGACAAGCUCUGGUCGCUUGUGCCUGAGGCUGUGAAGGAGAAGACCGAUGGGGACAAGUGUGCCCCUCUCUUGGACGUCACACAACACGGCUUCUUCAAGGUGCUUGGAAAGGGUGAUCUUCCCACUCAACCCAUGGUGGUCAAGGCUAAAUUCUUCUCUAAGCUCGCUGAGAAGAAGAUCAAGGAGGCCGGAGGAGCUGUUAUCUUGACUGCCUAAGUUCAAGUCAACGUUCGACAACCUAUGCACCUGUGUGUUGUAGUAUGAUUUUGAAACGUUCUCAUCAUGGUUUUGUAGGUGUUUGUCAUACCCUUGUCAUGGAACUUGUUUGUACUAACAUAUCAGAAAUGCAAAGUUCUUUUCUGUUCAUACCUAUA
Molecule: messenger RNA, 674 nt
Organism: Physcomitrium patens
Lineage: Eukaryota; Viridiplantae; Streptophyta; Bryopsida; Funariales; Funariaceae
Product: large ribosomal subunit protein uL15x
Biological process (GO): translation
Cellular component (GO): ribosome; cytosolic large ribosomal subunit
Molecular function (GO): structural constituent of ribosome
Source: RefSeq, a predicted model, not a curated record